Aureobasidium melanogenum CBS 110374 is the source of this 885-nucleotide messenger RNA. RefSeq lists its product as uncharacterized. NCBI's taxonomy places the organism in Eukaryota, Fungi, Ascomycota, Dothideomycetes, Dothideales, Saccotheciaceae. The coding region runs from base 1 to 885 and encodes 294 amino acids. The record is from RefSeq and is a predicted model, not a curated record. The transcript is spliced from 2 exons.
AUGGCAAGUCCGACGGCCAGCGGAGACCUUUGGUUCAGCUCAACACGAACGGUCAUUACAUCAAUUGCGCGGUGUCGAAAGCACCACCCAACAAAUACCUCUUGCACAGUGUCAAGUCAAGCCCAUGUGCGAUGUGGAGUGUGGUCUUUCAUCAAUGGUGAGCUGGUUUUUGUGCCACACUUUGUCGACCCACGGCGUGGCAGAGUCUUGUUUGGCCAUCGUCAAUUGGCUCUCCUGUAUGAGGAUAGCAACAGCCUCGACAGUGGAUCUGCAUAUCGCAUCAACAUCAACUACUUUGAUAUUGGCACAGCAACGACAGGUGGCUACAAAUGUCCAACAGUGACUUUCGCUCUACAUAUCUCACCCACCCUCUAUUCCAAGCCUUCGGGAGAGCUCGCUGCGGCAUUAGCGAGUCUCAGCAUUGUCAACGGACUCAAGCUACCCCCCUUGAAGAAGAUGCGAGUCACAAGCAUAAAUCAGGCUCAUUCGGAUGUGGUUGGUACUUGCUUUGUAUACCAGAUACAGCUUGCCCACCGCACACAGCUGCUUUGUCGACUCGACUGCGUUUGUUCUGCACCUCCAGCGCGACGAUUGGAAGCAGCUCUGUCUGACGGCGAUACGCUCGAAAACGUUGCUCUAGAACCUCAACUGCAAGAGCUGAGCCUCAUUCAGCACUUGACUCUGCCCACCUCUCAAUGGCUGGCCUACAUCUGCGCCACUGAUGUUUGCCCUCAUCUCGCUUUGGGGACCAACUACAAAGCACGGACUUGCGGCGGCUUACUUGCUCAUGCUUGCCCAAACCACUUUGGCGAGACAAACCCAGCUUUGAUCAAGGCAAGGGCGUUCCGUGUAUGGCAUCGAUUCGAGCGCGUAUUGCAGAAGUGA